This is a messenger RNA of Oreochromis niloticus (Nile tilapia), 6928 nucleotides long. It is a transcript of the gene calcr, whose product is annotated as calcitonin receptor. The coding region runs from base 467 to 2893 and encodes 808 amino acids. Gene Ontology annotation, biological process: positive regulation of cytosolic calcium ion concentration; cell surface receptor signaling pathway; adenylate cyclase-activating G protein-coupled receptor signaling pathway. NCBI's taxonomy places the organism in Eukaryota, Metazoa, Chordata, Actinopteri, Cichliformes, Cichlidae. The record is from RefSeq and is a predicted model, not a curated record. The transcript is spliced from 22 exons. Gene Ontology annotation, molecular function: calcitonin receptor activity. Gene Ontology annotation, cellular component: axon; plasma membrane.
UGUGCAGAGGCUUCUCCUGUGUCUUUAACGCAGAGACGGAGGUAAGCAGGCGAGGAGGAGCUCCCACCACACGCUCGUCCGCGUAAGCGGGAGGCUGUUAGACGCACUUGGAUUACCGGGCAGUCAACUGUCACCGCAACAGACCGGCGUCCUACUCCACGCUCCUCUCCUCUCCUCUCCCGCGCGCACCGCAGAUCAUUAAUUCUUCUCAUAAUUAAAAGGUAGACAUGUGGGGAAAGCUGUAGAAGCAUUUGAUUGAUUUUAUAAUGGGUUUUAUAUCCUUGGAUCUGAAAAAAAAGUUUUUAUUGACGCUGCGUUAAAUAGGAGCGCAAAAAGCUGGGAGUCAUUCUCGGUGGAAGGACUUCUCUGAGAAAGACGUCUGUGAUUCUCCUCAGCAUCUUAUUGUUUCACUCGGGCUGCAGUGUCAAGUCUGUUGAAGUGAGAGAUCUGCCUGCGAGAGGAAGAUAUGAGGUUAAUGGGCUCCAUUUGGAUCCUUUGGUUUCUCCUGGUGUGCAGGACGGCGGAAGGCACUGACUCAACCUCAGACCCAUCGCUCAGUCCUCAGCAGAGCAUUAUAGAGGGACAAAGUGUGCAGGCGCUGAGCCAGGGUCAAUACAAAUGUCUCGAGCUGUCCCGCAAAGGCCGCCAAGAAAACAGAACUGGGGUGCGCUGUGAUUACAUGUGGGAUGGUUUGUUGUGCUGGGAUGAGACACCAGCCGGGACAUCAGUAACACAAAAUUGUCCGCAUCAUCCUCAACUCGACCCGACUGAAAAAGUGACCAAAUAUUGUGAUGAAUCAGGUAACUGGAUCCAGACUGGCUCUACCUGUCAACAAACUUUAAAGGACAAAUUAGAGAAGGAAAUCCCUGAUUUUCAAAGGGACGCAGCAGCAGAGCCAACCACGGAGGCUCCAGGGGUUAGCACAGAGAAAAUUAUCCUUGAGAAUGAAAAGAAAUGCCAAGAGAAAAUGAAGAAUGAUCCACCUUAUAGAAAAUCAGGGCGGUAUUGCAGUCGUACCUGGGAUGGGUGGUUGUGUUGGGAUGACACUCCAGCGGACACGUACGCCUCCCGAAACUGCCCCGAUUAUUUCGGUGACUUCGACCCCACAGAAAAGGCAACUAAGUACUGUGGAGCAGAUGGGAAGUGGUUUCAACAUCCAGACAGCAACAGGACUUGGACCAACUAUACGCUCUGUGCAACCACCCAUGAGAAAAGGCAGAGGAAACUGAAGUUGCUUGAGAAUGAAUACAGAUGUCUCCUCAAAAUAAAACAAGAGCCACCGUCUACAAAAACAGGACUGUACUGCAACCGUGACUGGGAUGGCUGGUUGUGCUGGGACGACACUCCGGCAGGAACCACGGUCUCUCAGAGCUGCCCUGAUUAUUUUUCUGACCUCGACCCCACUGAAAGGGCAUCCAGGUACUGCAGAGAGGAUGGGCAGUGGUUUCGCCACCCAGAGAGCAACAAGACAUGGACCAACUAUACACUCUGUGCCAUCAACACUAAAGACAGGUUAAAGGCAGCCGCCCAGUUUUCCAGGGAGACUGAGGUCAACAGUGCCGACGAGGCCACGGUCAGUCCCACGGCUAAUCGGGAGCAGCAGGAAAUAAGGAGGAAAAAAAUCCUCGACAACCAGUACAAAUGCUUCGAGAAAAUGAAUCGAGAUCCGCCUUAUAACAAGUCAGGUUUGUACUGCAGUCGCAACUGGGAUGGCUGGCUGUGCUGGGACGACACUCCAGCGGGAACUUACACUUUCCAAAACUGCCCUAAUUAUUUUCAUGACUUCGACCCUACAGAAAAAGCAACAAAGUAUUGUGGAGAGGACGGGCAGUGGUUUCGUCACCCGGACACCAACAGAACUUGGUCUAACUACACACUGUGCAAUGAAAACACCAAUGCCAAGCUGAAGUCCGCCUACAUCCUGUUUUACAUGGCCAUCGUGGGCCAUGCUUUAUCCAUAGCCUCCCUGCUUAUCUCUCUGGCCAUCUUCUUCUACUUCAGGAGUCUGAGCUGCCAAAGGAUCACCCUCCACAAGAACCUCUUCUGCUCCUUUGUGCUCAAUUCUGCCCUUACCCUCAUCCACCUCAUCGCCGUUGUCAACAAUCCUGAAGUGGUGGCCAGAAAUCCGGUUGGCUGUAAGGUGUUGCAGUUCUUUCACAUGUACAUGUUGGGCUGUAAUUACUUCUGGAUGCUCUGUGAAGGCAUCUACCUGCACACGCUCAUCGUAGUGGCGGUGUUUGCGGAGGAGCAGCACCUGCACUGGUACUACCUCCUGGGCUGGGGUUUUCCUCUAGUGCCUGUAUCCAUCCACGCCGUGGCAAGGAAAAAGUAUUUUGACGACAACUGUUGGAUGAGUGUGGAGACCCAUCUGCUCUACGCCAUCCACGGCCCUAUAGUGGCAGCACUUCUUGUCAAUCUCUUUUUCCUGCUAAAUAUUAUCAGAGUUUUGGUUACCAAGCUGCGAGAUACGCACCGGGCAGAGUCCAACAUGUACAUGAAGGCAGUGAGAGCCACCCUGAUCCUGGUUCCCCUGCUGGGAAUACAGUUUGUCAUCAUUCCCUGGAGGCCGGAGAACCGGCUGGCUGGUGAAGUCUACGAGUACAUAAUGCACAUACUCAUGCAUUACCAGGGUUUGCUGGUAUCAACCAUAUUCUGCUUCUUCAAUGGGGAGGUGCAGGCAGCUGUGAAGAGACAGUGGAUGCAGUAUAAGACCCAGUGGGGUCAGAGACGAAAGGACCACUGCUCGAUGCGCUCCACGUCCUACACAGCCACCUCCAUCACCGAGGUACCCGCCUUCAUGUACCAUCACGACUGUAACACCGAACACUUGAACGGGCGCCACACGGAGGACUCUGAGCUGGUGGCGCUAAAGUCGGGAGACACAUACGCUUGAGUAACGCCGAGGAUAAAAUGUGUAACGGUGGAAAAAGCCGAGGACGAGCAACAGAGUAAAUGUACAGCAAAAAGAAGAAAAUGAAUUCAGUUCACCUGCCAUAUCUCAGCGAUUAAAUCUCCGAGGCUAAUGCCGGUUUGCUCAGCUCAGGAGGAUGAUAGAGGCCUGAAAACAAAAAGCUCAUUGACGUGGAUUAGCUACAAGGCUGACACUUUACUUUACAUUGCUGUUGCAGCUGCUUUUUCAGAACUUUGAUGUUGAGAACUUGUGACGUAAGGAGAGCUGCUUUUGACAUGUGUCGACUUCCUAAAGCUGCUAAACUGCGUGUGCACGCUCGCAGUGAUGGAGGCUUGCACUAGUGUGGAAAUAACUGUGACUGUGGUGGCAGAGAGGGUAGCAAAGUUUUCUUUCUUUUCCUGACGGUGCUGAAGGUGACAGCGACGAUGUAGAGGUGAAUAAUGACUGCGAUGGUGUUGAUGAUGACUAUCGAAGCGAAGUAGACGAACCAAUCAUUCCUAACCUCACCUAUACCAAAGGGUACUGUUUGGUGGUCACGACCGCGGGGGGGCUAUGUCCAGCUAAGCACAGGUGCCAUAAAGCAAAAGACACGGACGCAAACACACACGCAAACGUCAGCAAACCUCAUAGACCUGAUCAAAUGUGCCAUGAAAGAGGUCAACUUUCAGAAGACCCUCUGCGCUCCAACCUCUGGAAUUGUGUACAUAAUGUAUGUUCACCAUGUUUCAUUUAAAAAAAGUGUUUUAAAUGUUUUAAAAAGAUUUUUGUUUCCCCCCCCCACCCACACUUUCUAUCAAUGUUUUAUUCUUGCCGAUUCCCUAGUACGUGCUCAGUAAAUGUCCCGUGAUGCUGCAUUCCUGACUGCUUUGUUGUUAUGCAGUUGCUGUAUUUGUGCCGAUGCUGAAGCUCACAGGGCUGUGACGCAAAAAUGCACACACACGAAGUACUUCAAAACUAAAAAUAAAACCGUUCUGUUGAGGCUGAAGAGCCACCGGAGUUGAUCCACUGUGUUCUGAGUUAUGAUUCAGUCAGCUCUGCCAAUGAUUCUAAUUUAUCCUCGGCCAUCCUUUCUGAGCUCAUGUUGUCUCUAAUCUGUCACCUGCUUUUAUCCGAGAAAAGAGAAAGGCUCGCUUAAGAUCAAAUCCAAACUGUAUGCACACACUAAACCUACCGAUGUCUUAAAUGCAUGUUCGCGUCUUUGUCACGGUCUUGCACAAACAUGAUGUUUAAACUCAUCCAUCAGUGGUCCUAAACACGUUCCUAUUACUCCUCUGCCUUUUCUUUAUUAGGCUUGGUUAAGGGUUUGUUGAAACCUGAGUAAAUGCUGUGUCUUGCAUUUAUCUGUGCAAGGUCCUUCAAAUCUGAUCAUUUUUUAAACUGCAUGUCCAAUAAGAGACAUUUCAGUUCCACCAGAGCAAAACAUUUAUAUUUCUAGAGCAUGUAGCCAAUGGCUAUUAAAUCCUCUGGCUGCUCACAUUACUGUGAUUUGUUUUUGCCUCCUUAGCAGCAACUUCUCUUUGCUUACAUUGUCAAAAUGGAAAAGCGUUCCAAGUUGAGCUAAAUUCUUGGUAAAAGGCAUGUAGAAGUAACAUCUUAUAUAAUAAAGCUGGUAAUACUCUGUGUCUUUUGCACUUUUAGUAAGCAGAAAUUCAGCAGUGCGUCAGCGCGAGUUGUUCUCGCUGGCGCUCGUGCUGAUUUCUCCCAAAUAAAGAUGUACGUCUUUUAACAUGUAAACACAUUUACUUAUCUAGUACUUUAAACUAAAGGCUGAGUACUCGGGGGAGGGGGAGACCCCGGACCUUUUAAAAAAUAUUACUCAAACAAAGGUUUGCUCAAGAGUUGUCUGCCAUAUUGGACGUGAUACAACCACCGAUUGUGAAGUGUGUGUUCCCCAAGUGGUUGGCAAGUGAUUACCAGAGGUUGUUGGCUGUCACUUGGUGAAAUCGAAUGCAAAGAGGGCACGGCACCAGGACACUUAUGAUUGCUGUGGUGGUGAUCAAAUUGUUGUGGUCACCUGUAAAUGGCAUAGGAGACACUGUCUUGUCUGCAAACACUCACUUUUAAACCACCAACUACUAGAAGUGUAAUAAAACUUGACAAAGUGGACGGAGAGCAGAGAAUGUUCCCCUCAGUUUCAGUUUGUUGACCAAUCAUUUUCAUUGUUUUUGUCAAUUAUCUUUAUUUUUCUGACAAAAACAAGGUGAUAACGAAAUAAAAACUCAUGCCAACGAAUAAAAUCGAGAUAAAAUAAUUCUGAAAUGAGAUCCAAUCAAAACUAAUUAAAUUUGUUUUCUUCAGGAGGAAGAGAAGAGUAGACUUAUGGGCACAUUUUGUUAUUUUAUGUCAAGGAAGAUCAGACGCUUUGUAAAUCAUGUGGAGCAACUCAACAAACUUUUAGACUUUUUGUUUUGGUCAACUUUAGAUUUAGUCAACUAUAGUCUUAUGACAUUUAGCUAACUAAGACUAAACUAAAACUAAAUGAUGUUUUAGUCAAAAGACUAUGACUAAAAUGAAAUCAAAAUUUGAUGUUGAAGGUUCACCUUCAAAGUAAAUGUGCGAUCCACCCAACAAGUUUCAAAAGGCUUUUACUGUGAAGGAAAACGGUCUUUGCUUCCAGGUUGUGUCGUACUCUUUGCACUUUCACUGCUGCUCAGAGAGUUGUGAGUGUUUGUUGCAUGUAACUACAGGCAACCAAAACACAAGUUUGUUGCCAGGGAGUCACUGACCAGUCUGUAGGCCUGUGUGACUGGAGCCUUAAUCACUUGACCCUGCACUGUCAUCAUGUUCAUCGCACGUCUAAGGUGGCAGACAAGUAAAAUCCCAGCCUCAAUACAUGGUGCCUCUGAUCAUUUUAGAGAUUAGUUUCAACUGUGAACAAAGAAUCACUAUUAAUAAUUCUGAAAUCACAAAAAUCAAUUCAAAGGUGUUUGAAAAACUAAAUUGGCUACAUAUAUAUAUAUAAAUUAGAAAACAUUUUUACUUUCAUUUUAUGUGUACGUGGUGCAUUUGUUGAAUGUGUGCUCAGUUUUUAUUUGCCUUGUCAUUGUCAACUGUUGGGCACCACUUUGUGAGAGAUUAGAAUAAGAAAAAGUAAAUAUAUAUAAUCUUUAUACACAUUGUGAGAUCACUGUCCGAUAUGGAUAAGAGAUGCUCCACAGGUAUCCAUGCAGAAUAAGUUUGUACAUUGUAAUGAUUGUAAGAAUUGGCUUGUUGAUAUUCAUUAAUCUGUAAGUAUUUGCUUUCUUUAAUCAAAGGAAAAUCAUGUGAAUGCAGACCAUUUUAAAAAAUAUUUUCAAAGCUAUAUAGGAGAUUUAUCUGAGUACAUCUGAGCACUCACCACUGAGAGCGAAUCACACAGAGUCAGUCAUGAAUCAGGUCAGAAAAUCAAAUCAUUUUGAUGAAAUUACUCAAAUCAGGGAUGCCACUAUUUACUAGUUGUAAUGGCGCAGCUUCGCUACAGUACAUAAACCCCACGCUGCACAAGCUGAAUGCAUUCAGUCCCUUUUCAUGGCUUCACCUGGCAAAUCCUCUUACAGCCCCCACCCCUUUGCAUAAAACAGACAUUGGGAUAUGUUUCAUAUUUCAGUGACGUUUAUGUUACCAGCUGGCUGUAAGGAACUAGGAAGGACCGUAGAGAGACAAUCAUGAUGGCAGAAUAGGUUUUACUGAUUCAAAUGUUUUAGUAUGAGAGAAAAAUUAUUUAUUUUAGUAUGAAAUACAUCUUCCUCUUCAUUUUUAUUAUGGUGAUGUUUCCUGGAUCUUGUGCACACUGUAAGACAUAUUAUUAGUCUUGUGGAUUCUGGAUUCUAUAUAUUUUGUAUGUUUGUUCAUGCCCAUGUAAAUACAAGCAAACACUGUGUACAUAAUAGAUUUUUGCACUGUGAAAUUCUAUGAUGAUUAUUUUUGUUACCCCCCUCCCUUCUCAUUUAUUUUUGGCUUGUGUUUGUCUCUUUCUCCUUCUCAGCUUGGACUAGCAUCAUCUCAGAGCUGAUAAAAAAAUGUAUUUUGUAAAAGCCA